This is a messenger RNA of Saccharomyces kudriavzevii IFO 1802, 1170 nucleotides long. RefSeq names its product Cbs2p (gene CBS2). The transcript has a single exon. Gene Ontology annotation, cellular component: cytoplasm; mitochondrion. NCBI's taxonomy places the organism in Eukaryota, Fungi, Ascomycota, Saccharomycetes, Saccharomycetales, Saccharomycetaceae. The coding region runs from base 1 to 1170 and encodes 389 amino acids. Gene Ontology annotation, molecular function: 2-dehydropantoate 2-reductase activity; NADP binding. The record is from RefSeq and is a predicted model, not a curated record.
AUGUCAAAUCCAAUACCUAGGGUUUAUUUCCUGGGGAACUCUUCCAUGACAUACCUACUAGCACUAAGAAUUGCACAACUCCCGAGCCAACCAAAGGUUCCGUCAAUUGUUCUUCUUUUAAACGACCAGAAGAAACUAAAUAGGUUUCUUAGCAAUGACUCUAAAAUUGUUGUCAAAUCAAAUAGUAGUGAUAAAGAAAUUCACCAUAGGCAGUUUAUGGCAUCGUGUGUUCCACCUAUCCUUAACAAUAGUGAAAUUGCGCCAAUUGAAAAUUUAAUAAUUUCCGAUGCUUCUUCAAAAUUUAUAACUGCUCAACUUUCUAAAUAUAGUAGAUCCUUGAAGCCUGAAACCAACAUUCUGUUUUUGAAUCCAAGUCUAAAUUUAUUAGAAUAUUUGCAUAGAUAUCGAUGGCGCUCUGAUCAGACAAGACCAAAUUUGUUUAUGGGGUUCACAUCGCCAGUUGAGAUUGGAACUAUACACCAAGAGUUCCAACUAGUGAUAAAGAUGAAGGAAAGAAUGAAAUUUCAUAUAGCGAAGAUUGAUGAUUUUCCUCCAAUGGGCCACGUUUAUCGCAAAGCUGGUCCCCCUCUGAUAGAUGACAGGCCAAAAAAUGAAAAGGAAAACAACACACUUUACAAAUUGUUUAGAGAAAUGUCCAAACUACGAUCCGGUAUCGGCUCAAAAUUAGUCAAUUUUGAUCUGAUUAUCCACACUUUUCACGAUUUGUUCUUCAUUGAAUUGGAAAAUUUGAUAAUAGAAAGUUGCACUGAGCCUUUACUGGCAGUGUACGAUUGCGUAUUUAAAAAAGAGUUAUUGAAAGUUCCUGGUGCGCAAGAUAUAAUUCAUAAGCUAAUAAAAGAGCAACUAUCCAUCAUUGAUCAAUCCUACUCAUCAUUAAAAAACUAUCCAAAUUACUCUGUCAUAUUUGAGGAAGAAAGAAUGUUCAACUUAGUGAUAAGAGAUUUGAAGGUUAAUGGACACAAACGCGCUAAAUUGGCACAGUCUUUAAGGCAAUUGAAUCAAACGAAUAUUGAUGAACUCAACGGAUAUUUUGUAACGCUUGGUAAGUACAAAAAGUGUAAUUGCAGGUGGAAUGAAAUGAUACUGACUUUAAUAAAAGGAAAAUGGUCAAUUGCCAAGCAAAAGGCGCUGGAUUAUCAUUACUUGUAG